This is a messenger RNA of Polypterus senegalus (gray bichir), 1936 nucleotides long. Its product is annotated as male-specific lethal 3 homolog. NCBI's taxonomy places the organism in Eukaryota, Metazoa, Chordata, Cladistia, Polypteriformes, Polypteridae. The transcript has 13 exons. The coding region runs from base 132 to 1709 and encodes 525 amino acids. Gene Ontology annotation, biological process: chromatin organization; regulation of DNA-templated transcription. The record is from RefSeq and is a predicted model, not a curated record. Gene Ontology annotation, cellular component: nucleus; MSL complex; NuA4 histone acetyltransferase complex.
UUGUUCUUCUCUUUCGCUUCCCAGCUGCAGCUCCAUUUUCCGGGAGCUGGAUCGACUGGAUAAAGACGGCGCGGAACGGGUUAAGGAGUGGGGGUCUGUAUUCCUCCUCUUUAGCUCGCCAUGAUGAACAAAUGAACUCUCGGGGAAUGAAAUUUAAAUUUCACAAAGGAGAGAAAGUCCUCUGCUUCGAACCAGAUCCGACAAAGGCCAAAGUACUUUAUGAUGCAAAGGUGGUUGAUGUCGUCAUUGGAAAAGAUGAGAAGGGUAAAAAAGUCCCAGAGUAUCUGAUUCAUUUUAAUGGUUGGAACAGAAGCUGGGAUAGAUGGGCAGCAGAGGAUCACGUCCUUCGGGACACAGAUGAAAAUCGCAGAUUGCAACGUAAAUUGGCCAGAAAGGCUGUGGCUCGCAUGAGGAGAAAAGGAAGGAAGAAGCGACGUUGUCGUUUGCCUGGUGUUGAUUCAGUAUUAAAAACUCUUCCUGACGAAGAAAAAGAGGAAAACGAAGACUCUCUAAUUUCAUCUUCCGAUGAUAGUGAUGAUGAUGGUUCUGAUGAUGAUGAUGAUGAAUCAUUGAAUACUGAAGAAAGUGAUGCUGAAAGCACAGAAAUGAAAGAAGAGCAAGAACCUCAUCCAAAAAAGGAAAUGGAGGACAAAACUAUAAAUAUUGAAAUCCCUGAUAUUUUAAAGAGGAAGUUGGAAGAUGAUUGUUAUUAUAUUAACAAAAGAAAAAAGCUUGUGAAGCUUCCUUGUCAGAUGAACAUUGUUAAUAUUUUAGAGUCUUAUGUAAAGCAUUUUGCUAUUAAUGCAGCAUUUUCUGCCAAUGAAAGAUGUCGUCAUCAUCAGACAACUUCACAAAUGAGUUUUAAUACACAUUAUGUUCCACCAGAAAAAAAUGUUGAACUUUGUAAAGAAAUGGUUGAUGGUUUACGCAUCACAUUCGAUUUUACGCUUCCUCUCAUUCUUCUUUAUCCUUUUGAGCAAAGUCAGUUCAAGAAGGUCAACUCUUCCAAGUUCUUUCUUCCAAUUAAAGAAAUAACAGCAAAUUUCAGCAGGAAUAUGAAUGAGAGGUCUCCUAGCCCCCCACCAUUGAACCCUUCUACCCCUCAGUCCAUAGAUAGUCAGCCCAUUGUCAGUGAGGUGGUAACACCAAAGCGCAAGAAGGUUGAACCAGAAGCCCUACAGUCUUUGCGAAGGUCAACAAGGCACACGUCGGGUGGAGACCGCCUCUCUGAGAGCAGUGCCUCCCCACAGCCAAAGCGCCGGAACACGGAUACACCUGCUCCUCUUCCCAAACUGUUUCUGCAUUUGGACAAAAAAACUCCAGUCCAUAGUGGGUCAUCAUCACCACUUACCUUGACACCAAGCAAAGAAGGCAGCUCAGUGUUGUCAGGGCUAGAAGGAAGAAGGAACAAUGAAUUAAAUGAGGUGUUAUCAUGGAAGCUGACUCCUGACAACUACCCACAAAGUGAUAAACCACCUCCACCUUCCUACAUGUAUGGUUCCCAGCAUCUCCUUAGGCUUUUUGUUAAAUUGCCAGAAAUAUUGGGAAAGAUGCACAUCCCAGACAAGAACCUUAAGGCUUUAGUAAAACAUCUUGAGCUCUUUUUGAGAUUUCUGGCAGAAUUUAAUGAGGAUUUCUUUCCUGAGUCUGCUUAUGUAUCAGCAUCAGAAGCUCACUACUGUAUAAAGCACCCCAGGGCAGUCUACUGAUUGAUCACAGGAAGCAAAGCCUUUCGUUGCAAGAUUUCAGUGUUACUUUUCUUUGCCCUCUGGCAAACAGCUGAAGGAUCAGACAGCUAUAAAAGACAUCUGAUUAACUAAGCUCCUUCAUUCUGUUCUUUAUAUAACAGCUUGUGGCAUGUACAGUUUGCAUUGCCUUUUAGAUAUUACAACCUUUUAUUCCCCUCCAAGCUUUCUUCUGUCAUCAUGCAUCAGAC